AUGGACAUUACCAUCCAGCACCCUUGGUUCAAGCGCGCUCUGGGACCCCUGAUUCCAAGCCGUUUGUUCGACCAGUUUUUCGGAGAGGGUCUCCUGGAGUACGAUCUCCUGCCUUUGUUCUCCUCCACUAUCAGCCCCUACUACCGGCAGUCCCUCUUCCGCAGCGUGCUGGAGUCGGGCAUUUCAGAGGUGAGGUCUGACCGGGACAAGUUUACGAUCAUGCUGGAUGUAAAACACUUUUCUCCUGAAGAUCUGAGCGUGAAGAUUAUCGAUGACUUUGUGGAAAUCCAUGGCAAGCACAGUGAAAGACAGGAUGACCACGGCUACAUCUCCCGUGAGUUUCACCGCCGGUACCGCCUGCCCGCCAACGUGGACCAGUCUGCCAUCACCUGCUCCCUGUCUGGCGACGGCAUGCUGACCUUCUCAGGCCCCAAGGUCCCCUCCAACAUGGACCCCACCCACAGCGAGAGGCCCAUCCCCGUGUCCCGGGAGGAGAAGCCCACCUCCGCGCCUUCCUCCUAAGCCCGCCGGCCGCUGCAGUACGCAGGCUGCCACCGGCUGCAGGUCUCGCUCCCGGAGCCAUUGCGUAGAUAUCAGUGAAUACCUAGAGGGGGUUGUUUUGUUGUUUUAUUUCUUUUAUUUCCCCCACCCCCCCCAUUUGUUUAUUUUCUCCUUCCCUUGGGUGGAAUGAGGGGCUGGAUGAGUGGCUGGUGGGCUUUGAAUCUUAAGCCUGUGAGCCAUGCCGUCGGGAUGGCACGGGUUGCGUGUGCUGCCAUGCCAUUGUGCUUGCUGAAAGGGUCUUGGUGCUGUGCUGUGGUCCACAGCCACCGCCAGGCAGGAGGGAGUGCACAAAUAACGCUGGCUCCUGGUGCACCAAUGCUUGGGGUGGGGCUUGGAGCAGGGGAAAAGCCCCAGAGACUUGUUUAUCCCACACAGUUAAACUGGCUACUCCAAAAAACGCAACUCGGCCAAGCCAAGCCCCUUUCCUGGGACACUGUGUAUGCGUGAUAAAUGUACCACAGGUUUCUUGCAACCGCAGGACGAAUAAUAGCGUGUUACGUUCGGGGAUCGCAGCAUAUAUUUUUAUUUCAGCAAGAUGUUUAAGUGUGUCUGUUCACACCGCCAGCCUGUCACUUCCCUUAGGGACAGCUGACACUAGGACAAGCAUGUCUUUCCAACGUCUUAAUAGGCUCUCUGGGGAGAGAGGGGGCUCACCACUCUGCAGAGGCUUCAAAUCCCACCGAGCUCAUCCCAGCCUUCGUGUAUCACACCCUUGCUCUUGCCCUCGCUGUACUUCUAGUGUAGCUCCACCUGAUCCACUGGUAUCUGGCACUCAGCCUGAGAACUCGGUCACUGGCAGUCAAUAAAGAGAUAUAGGAAACAU
Cygnus olor (mute swan) is the source of this 1384-nucleotide messenger RNA. It is a transcript of the gene CRYAA, whose product is annotated as crystallin alpha A. Gene Ontology annotation, biological process: lens development in camera-type eye; protein refolding; response to heat. The record is from RefSeq and is a predicted model, not a curated record. NCBI's taxonomy places the organism in Eukaryota, Metazoa, Chordata, Aves, Anseriformes, Anatidae. The coding region runs from base 1 to 522 and encodes 173 amino acids. Gene Ontology annotation, molecular function: protein folding chaperone; structural constituent of eye lens. The transcript is spliced from 3 exons.